Molecule: messenger RNA, 4890 nt
Organism: Syngnathoides biaculeatus (alligator pipefish)
Lineage: Eukaryota; Metazoa; Chordata; Actinopteri; Syngnathiformes; Syngnathidae
Gene: rasgrf2a
Product: Ras protein-specific guanine nucleotide-releasing factor 2a
Exons: 29
Coding region: 585-4847 (1420 amino acids)
Biological process (GO): positive regulation of GTPase activity; Ras protein signal transduction
Cellular component (GO): plasma membrane
Molecular function (GO): protein binding; guanyl-nucleotide exchange factor activity
Source: RefSeq, a predicted model, not a curated record
CGGACGCGUUCUGCUCUGUGACCGACCAAUCGGGGGAUGAGAAACCGCCGCCGACGUCCUCCAAUUUGAAACGCGACGCCUUCAGGAUACGGCGCAGUCGCGUAAUCCACUUUUGUGUCGGGUGGGCCGGCGGCACGAGCCGAAAAAAAACCCCAACCAAAUCGUCCACGCGCCAGAACAAAUGUCGCAUCCGUUUAGAAAUCAGGAUUUGCGAUAAGGUCGAGUUCGGCAAAAUGGCCGCGUACGUCCGCCACUAAGCAGCCUAACAGAUUAGUAGCGUCGCGUGCGUGCGCGUCACAUUGUGUCUUGGGCCGCCAUCUCGAGGUCAAAGCGGGUUCGGGUUUUUGUUUUGAAGCCACAAUAACGGCAAAGACGCGCAAUUGUUGCGACACUUUCACAAGUUCACGCAAGUUUGUUCAUCUCUGAGGCGUACCAGUAAACAAAAUGGCUGCCUCGACACAGGUCCCUCUGGUGUAUUGCGACAACAUCACGAGAGUAGUCUCAAGCGACGUUGUCGCGUGUGUGGUUUUUCAUGGGAAAGUUGAGAACAUUUGUGACAGAUUUUGUUGAGAGUGAGUCAUGUCAUGGCUGCCAAUCAAAUGCGAAUUUUUGGGUUCCGUCUUGAGGGUUCUGAUCCAAUUGGAUGCGAAUCGUCUCGACUCCGUAGUAAGAAGUCAAAAGUCGGGCUCGCGCCUCUCGCUCUUCUUUUUUUUUUUUUUUCUCGGGCUCACGCCGCGCGGGGCCGGGCCGCCGCUGGCCCUUUAAGAGGACCCGAAAGCCGAUUAGCGCUCAUCCCGACUUGGGUUUGGCUCUCUUCUCCUCUCCUACCCCCCCCCCCCCCCCGCCCGGAGCAUUUUGGUUCGGCUCGGCACUUCCGGACGCGGCCGGGUCGGUCGGUCCCCAUGCAGAAGGGGGUGCGCUACAACGAGGGCCACGCGCUGCACCUGGCGCUGCUGGCCCGCAAGGAGGGCGCCAGGCGCGGCGUGCUGAGCAAGCGCAGUUCGGAGAACGCCCGCUGGAGCGACAAGUUCUUCGCGCUGCACCACAACCUCCUCUUCUACUUCGACGGCGAGCACAGCGCGCGCCCGUCGGGCAUGUACCUGCUGGAGGGUUGCAGGUGCGAGCGCGCCCCCGCGCCCAAAGCCUCCUCGCUCAGCGCGAGCGCGAGCGGAGGCGGAAGCGGAAGGGACGCCCCCGAUAAGAUGCAGCACUACUUCCUGGUGAUGUUCGGCCACGACGGUCAGAAGCCUUUGGAGCUUCGGACGGAGGACGAGGCCGACCGCGACGAGUGGGUGGACUGCAUACGGCAGGCCAGCUACUCGGACCUGAUGGUGGAGCGCGAGAUCCUGAUGCAGAAGUACAUCCACCUGGUCCAGAUCUUGGAGACGGAGAAGGUCGCGGCCAAUCAGCUCCGCGCGCAGCUGGAGGACCAGCAAACGGAGAUCGAGAGGCUGAAGGCCGAGGUGGUCCUGCUCAACAGGAGCAAAGAGCGCGGGCGGCUCAGCCAGAACCCCCUGGACGACGAGGACCCCGACAUCAAGAAGAUCAAGAAGGUGCAGAGCUUCAUGCGCGGCUGGCUGUGCCGGAGGAAGUGGAAGCUGAUCGUUCAAGACUACAUCUGCUCGCCGCACGCCGAGAGCAUGCGCAAGCGCAACCACAUCGUCUUCAACAUGGUGGAGGCCGAGAGCGAGUACGUCGGCCAGCUGUCCGUCCUGGUCAACUGCUUCCUGCGUCCGCUGCGCAUGGCCGCCAGCUCCAAGAAGCCGCCCGUCAGCCACCACGACGUCAGCAGCAUCUUCCUCAACAGCGAGACCAUCAUGUUCCUGCACCAGAUCUUCCACCAGGGCCUCAACGCUCGCAUGGCCAACUGGCCCACGCUGGUCCUCGCCGACCUGUUCGACAUCCUCCUCCCCAUGCUGAACAUCUACCAGGAGUUUGUGCGCAACCACCAGUACAGCCUUCAGGUUCUGGCCAACUGCAAGCAGAACCGCGACUUCGACAAGCUGCUCAAGCAGUACGAGGCCAACGCCGCCUGCGAGGGCCGCAUGCUCGAGACCUUCCUCACCUACCCCAUGUUCCAGAUUCCUCGUUACAUCAUCACGCUUCACGAGUUGCUGGCGCACACGCCGCACGAGCACGUGGAGAGGAACAGUUUGCGCUUUGCCAAGUCCAAGCUGGAAGAACUCUCAAAGAUGAUGCACGACGAGGUGAGCGACACGGAGAACAUCCGCAAGAACUUGGCCAUCGAGAGGAUGAUCGUGGAGGGCUGCGACGUUCUGCUGGACACCAGCCAGACCUUCGUCAGACAAGGUUCGCUCGUCCAGCUGCCCUCGAGCGGCGAGCGCGGGAUGCUGAGCAAGGUGCGCCUCGGCGCGCUGUCUCUGCGCAAGGAAGGCGAGCGCCAGUGCUUCCUGUUUACUAAGCACUUCCUCAUCUGCACCAGGACAUCUGGCGGCAAGCUGCACCUGCUCAAGCAAGGAGGCGCCCUGUCGCUCAUGGAGUGCACGCUCGUCGAGGAACUGGACCCCAGCGACGAGGACUACAACGCGGCGGGGCAAGGCUUCAGCCACCUGGAGUUCAAAAUGGUGGUGGAGCCCCCCGACGGGCAGACGUUUUCCGUGGUCCUGCUCGCUCCCUCGCGCCAGGAGAAGGCGGCCUGGACGAGCGACAUCAGUCAGUGCGUGGACAACAUCCGCUGCAACGGGCUGAUGACCAGCGUCUUCGAGGAGAACUCCAAAGUGUCCGUGCCCAACAUGAUCAAGUCGGACGCCCGCCUGCACAAAGACGACGUGGACAUCUGCUUCAGCAAGACGCUCAACUCGUGCAAAGUCCCUCAGAUCCGCUACGCCAGCGUGGACCGGCUCCUGGAGCGCCUGACCGACCUCCGCUUCCUCUCCAUCGACUUCCUCAACACCUUCCUGCACACGUACAGAAUUUUCACCACGGCCGCCGUCGUCAUCAACAAGCUGGCGCACAUCUACAGGCAGCCCUUCACCUCCAUACCCGUCAGGAUCGAGCAGCACUCGUGCGACCGUCUGUCCAUCAUGUCUCUGUGUCCCGACUACACUCUGAAGAUCACUCAGCUGGCUUUGGAUCAGUCCAAGUCCCUGGAGCUGUUCUUCGCCGCCAACCAGGGCUCGUGGGGCACGGACCCCCUGAACAACAAAUCUCCACGUCUGUGUCGCAAGUUCUCGUCGCCGCCGCCGUUGUCCCUCCCGUCUCGCACGUCAUCGCCCGUCCACAGCCGCAAGUUGUCCCUCAGCUCGCCCGUGGGGCUCAAAGUCCUGGACCUGGGCUCCACGCCUUCGUCCUCCGCCGCCAGCUCCCCCACCUCCACGCACGGUCCCGGCCUCUUCGCCUCGUCCUCGCCGCCGCCCCACGCCGCCGCCCCGUCCAGGACCCUCUUCGGCUUCUCGUCCUCGCCGCCGCCCACCGUCACCAAGGCCCCCCCGGAUCUCAGUCACGGUCCCAGCUCGCCCGAACUCAGCCCGGCCGGCGAGGACGUCGGCGAACUGCCUCGCAUCGACGCCUUCUGCGGAAAACUGCGAAGAAGCAUCCGCAGAGCCGUCCUGGAGUCCGUGUCUCUGGACAAAUUUAUCCCGGACUCUCCCACCGGCAGCGGCAACGAGUCCGGGGACGUGUCGCCGUGCCGCUCGCCGUCCACGCCGCGACACCUGCGUUACCGCCCGACGGGAGCGUCUUCGGCGGAGAACGCGCGCUGCGCCGUGUCGCCCGCGUCGGCCUUCGCCAUCGCCACCGCCGCCGCCGGACACGGCGGCUCCCAGGCCUCGGGAAGCUCUGAGAAAUCGUGCGACAAGGAGUUCAUCAUCCGCAGAGCCGCCACCAACCGGGUUCUCAACGUGCUGCGCCAUUGGGUGUCCAAACAUUCGCAGGAUUUCGAGAGCAACGGCGAGCUGAAGUCGGGCGUCCUCGGCCUCCUGGACGAAGUCCUUCGGGAUCCGGACCUUCUGCCGCAGGAGAGGAAAGCCACCAGCAACAUCCUCAGCGCUCUUUGCCAGGAAGAACCGGACGACACUCAGCUCAAGAUUGAGGACGUCCUACAAAUGAAAAGUUGUCCACUUCUGCACUUCAUUGCGGCGGAAAGUCCAAAAGCCGAGUGCUUGGAGUCCUUGUCUGCCAUGGAGCUGGCCGAGCAGAUCACUUUGCUGGACCACAUCGUCUUCAGGAGCAUCCCCUACGAGGAGUUCCUGGGUCAAGGCUGGAUGAAGGUGGACAAGACGGAGAAGACUCCUUACAUCAUGAAAACGAGCCAGCACUUCAACAACAUGAGCAACCUGGUGGCGUCGCAGAUCCUGACGCAGGCCGACGGGGGCGCCCGGGCGGGGGCCAUCGAGAAGUGGCUGGCGGUGGCCGACAUCUGCCGCUGCCUCAACAACUUCAACGGCGUCCUGGAGAUCACGUCGGCGCUCAACCGCAGCGCCGUCUACCGUCUCAAGAAGACCUGGGCCAAAGUCUGCAAGCAGACGAAGGCUCUGAUGGAUCGUCUGCAGAGGGCCGUGUCGUCGGAGGGACGCUUCAAGAACCUCAGGGAGACGCUGAAAAACUGCAACCCGCCGUGCGUUCCCUACCUGGGCAUGUACCUGACCGACCUGGCCUUCAUCGAGGAGGGGUCGCCCAACUUCACCGAGGGGGGGCUGGUCAACUUCUCCAAGAUGAGGAUGAUUUGUCACAUCAUCCGAGAGAUCCGGCAGUUCCAGCAAGCUCCUUACAGGAUCGAGCACCAGGCCAAGGUGACUCACUUCCUGCUGGACAAGACGCAGGUGAUGGACGAAGACGCGCUGUACGAGCUCUCGCUGAAGUUUGAGCCGCGCGUUGCGCCGGGCUAAGCUAACGCUAAGCGGCUUCUGCUAGGCUGUUAGCGCGACCGGU